UCUAUGUUUAGUCCUAUGACUUACAGUUAAGAGGAAAUUGUAAUUAUCUGUUAAUUUUUAAAGGCACAAUUUAAUUGAACAAUAUAAGAAUGGUGGUAUAUCUAAAAUUUUUAAAAAUUGAAGAGUAAUGAAUAUUCACCGUAGUUGGAUGUGGAGGCGUUUGGGUGAUAAUGGAUUUUUUUUUAGAUGAAUUCGUAACAAGGGGUUGAUCAGGAGUUCUUGAACUUUGCCUUUGGUAACCCAUGAUUUCUAAAUAAUGGACAAAUCAAAUGUCCAUGCUCUAAAUGCGAUAACACAAGAUUUUUGAAUCGGAGUGAUGCGCAUUUACACAUAGUAAAAAAUUGAUUCACGCAAUUUAUUGACAUGUGAAUUAAUAUUUUUCUGUAAACUAUAGAAAAAAAAACUUGUUACAGAAGUGACGGAUCUUGAAUUAUUUCAAAGAUGCCAUAGAAAGAACAAAGGAAUUGGGGAGUUCAUGGACAACAAAUCCAAAAGAAUUAGUUUUUCAUUCGAUAUCUCAACUUGGUAUGAUAUCACUAGAGGUCCUUCAAAAGGACGCUUAUAUGGAUUUGGAUGUAGCUCCUCAUCUACAAGCUCAAGUUCAGUCAGUUCUACUCUUAAAGAAUCUGACCAGAACAAUGAGUUAACAAAAGCUGUGGAGGACAUGCGCUCUAAUGCUGCAAAAAUGGAAGAAGAAUUUUCAAGACGAGAAGACAAAAAUAGAAAAUUGCUUGAAAUUGCUCUUGAAGAAGCUCGAAAGAGGGAGGAAGAGGCUCGGAAGAGAGAGGCAGACCUACAAGAAUUAGUUCGAAAAUUACUUCAAGAUGUGGAAUACAAAAACUAUCAAUUUGCUGGUGGGUCUGCACUCCAGGAGCAACAACAUUCCAGGAAAGAUAAUUAGUUUAUUUUUUCUGUUGGUUGUUAAUGACUUAGUUUAUAUUAGUGUUGUUGUAUUAUGAGUAUCUUUUUUGUUAA
Sesamum indicum (sesame) is the source of this 975-nucleotide messenger RNA. Lineage: Eukaryota; Viridiplantae; Streptophyta; Magnoliopsida; Lamiales; Pedaliaceae. The record is from RefSeq and is a predicted model, not a curated record.